Molecule: messenger RNA, 361 nt
Organism: Staurois parvus
Lineage: Eukaryota; Metazoa; Chordata; Amphibia; Anura; Ranidae
Source: the annotation of a GenBank genome assembly
GUCAAAAAAUUCAACACACCAGCAGUGUGAGGAGACCUGAAAGUGGCACAUGGCAUGGCAGAGUGUGGCGAUGGAGACAGCAGCAAUGGGAGGCCGUACAGGGAAUCCAUGAGAGACUCUGGGACCUGGCAGCAGCAUGAGGAGGCGGUAUAUAGGGGCCCAUGGCAGAUUAGGGGCCUGGCAGCAGCUAUGGGAGGCCCGUAAUCUGCAGCACCUAUGUCAAAAAAUUGAACACACAAGUGUCAGCAGUGUGCACAAUGAGACCUUAGAAAGUGGCACAUGGCAUAAGAGACUGUGGACCUGGCAGCAGCAUGAGGAGGCAGUAUAGGGGCCCAUGGCAGAUUAGGGGCCUGGCAGCAGC